Castor canadensis (American beaver) is the source of this 1781-nucleotide messenger RNA. NCBI's taxonomy places the organism in Eukaryota, Metazoa, Chordata, Mammalia, Rodentia, Castoridae. The record is from RefSeq and is a predicted model, not a curated record.
GAUUUAUCUACCUCUUUAGAAGCAGUGUAUGGACAGGCCAAAGAAGGAGCUAACUCAGAAGAAAUACUUAGAAAAUUUUAUGACUGGAAGUGUGAUAAAGGAAAGGAGUUCACCAGUGUUAGGAAUGAAACAGAGGCUUCCCUCCAGCAUCUUGUAGCAUGGUUCCAGAGCAUCUUAAAGGUUUUUGAUCUGUCUUUGGAAAAAUCACUGUCUUCUCAAGACACAAUUGGUGAUAUUGAUGAAAUCUUGGAAAAGACUGAGUCACAUGUCUGCAAAGAACUGGAGAUUUCUUUGAUUGAGCAACGUGAUGCAGACAAGGAGAUCAUUUUAAAUACAUAUAGUCAAGUACUGCAGAAGAUCUGUUCAGAGAAAAGGCUCAUUGCUGCACUACUAUCCAAGUACAAGGACAGUUGUGAGUUUAAAAAUCAGAUGAUUGAAUGUUUGAAUAAAAGCCCCAGUGUGGAACACUUGCUGUCCAUUAAGAAGACUCUGAAAGGUUUAAAAGCUCAACUGAGAUGGAAGUUGGUUGAAAAGAAUAAUUUGGAAGAAUCUGAUGACAAUGAUGGAUCUGAAAUUGAGAAAAUCAAGCAAGAAAUAACACUGUUGCGCAGCAGUGUCUUCCAGGAAAUUUAUCAUGAGAGGGAGGAAUAUGAGAAGCUGACUAACUUGGCUCAGAAAUGGUUCCCUGAGCUUCCGCUGCUUCAUCCUGAAAUAGGAUUACUUAAAUACAUGAAUUCUGGUGGUCUUCUUACUACAAGCCUAGAACGAGAUCUUCUUGAUGCUGAACCCAUGAAGGUACUUAGCAGCAAGCGUCCUUUGGUAUGCUCUGAAGUUAAUGGGCAGACAGUUCUCUUAAAGGGCUAUUCUGUGGAUGUUGACACAGAAGUGAGGGUGAUUCAGAGAGCAGCCGGCUACCACAGAGCUUGGAGAGAAACUAAAGAAGAGUCUGGGUUGCUGCCAUUGAUAUUCCUGUUUUUGUGUAAGUCUGAUCCUAUGGCUUAUCUGAUGGUCCCAUACUAUCCUGAAGCAAACCUUAGUGCAGUUCAGGCCACUAGGCCUUUAUCUUCAGAAGAAGCUUUAAAAAUCAUGAAAGGUGUUGCCCAGGGCCUGCAUACAUUGCACAAGGCUGACAUAAUUCAUGGAUCACUUCAUCAGAACAACGUUUUUGCUUUAAAUCGUGAACAAGGAAUUGUUGGAGAUUUUGACUUCACGAAAUCUGUGGGUCAGCGAGCUUCAGUGAACAUGAUGGUUGGUGGCUUGAGUUUGAUAUCACCUGAAUUGAAAAUGGGAAAACCUCCUUCUCCAAGUUCAGACUUGUAUGCUUAUGGCUGCCUUUUAUUGUGGCUUUCUGUUCAAAAUCAGGAAUUUGAGACAAAUGAAGAUGGAAUUCCCAAAGUGGAUCAGUUUCAUUUGGAUGAUAAUGUCAAAUCCCUCCUCUGUAGUUUGAUAUAUUUUAGAAGUUCAAUGACUGCUGAGCAAGUUUUGAAUGCUGAAUGUUUCUUGCUACCAAAGGGGAAAUCAAUUCCAAACUCAGAAAAAGAGAUUGACUAUACUCAAUAUAAAAAGGAAGACGAAUUAAAGAUGGACAACAUGGAUAACUAUAAAGAAAAGAGAAGAAAUGGUGAAGCCAACAUUGAUUGCUAAGUUUUCUGUUGUUGCAGAUGUUCCUUUAGAGAACUUUCUUUAGUUUGGUUGAUAGACAAAAGAUCUGUAAAUGUUUUGAAACUCAUUGGAAUUGUAUCUCAUAUUCAGGUUGUGAAAAAAUAAAAACGUUUGGUUAU